This is a messenger RNA of Neofelis nebulosa (Clouded leopard), 2521 nucleotides long. RefSeq lists its product as uncharacterized. Bases 1460 to 2065 code for a protein of 201 amino acids. The transcript is spliced from 3 exons. Lineage: Eukaryota; Metazoa; Chordata; Mammalia; Carnivora; Felidae. Gene Ontology annotation, biological process: virion assembly. The record is from RefSeq and is a predicted model, not a curated record. Gene Ontology annotation, molecular function: zinc ion binding; nucleic acid binding.
UGUGGAUUGCAAAGUAUGGUCUUGAGCAAUUUAUUCCAUGGCUCAUUUUCAACUGUAGUAAAACUUCUUUUUUUUAUACAAUUUUCCCUUGCCAUUAUCUUUUCUUUCCACACAUUGUGACCCAGAUUAUAUGUUUCAUUUACAAUUUUUUCCCAGUUUACACCAAGGGAUACAUAAGUCAGUGGGUUGUUGGGAGACUCUUGUGACGUGAAAAAUGCAUAUGAGAUGGUGACAGGUACAAAGUAGGUGCUAAAUCUGAAGAGUUCCUUCAGGUCUUGAGUGAAGUAACUUGAAACAUCUUAACUAUAGUAGUUGGCUGUGGUCUGGUGCUUGGAAACCAAGUGUGUGGAGGUUAACGAGCACACAGUGAAGUAAAUGAAAAAUAAUGAUCAAUAAGAUAGAAAGUCCCUGUGAUUCCAACCCCAGUGUCUGAAAAGGAGAUGAUCUGCAUUGCCAGUUGCCUGGAGGCCAUUCUGCCAUUUCCCAGUGACAGAUUCUUGUCUUCAGAGCCACAGGUCCCUGCACUGGAACGUGGGCUCAUAUUUCUUUUACUUUUUAUUUUCUAAACAAUCAUACAUGGAUUGUUUUUAAGUAGGUUUCAUGCCCAGCUCAGAGCCCAAUGGACGGCUUGAACUCCUGACCCUGAAAUCAAGACCUGAGCUGAGGUCAAAAGUCAGACACCUAACCAACUGAGCCACCCAGGCACCCCGGUAUUGUACUUUUAAUUUCAGGUUCAAUGUGUAAAUUGCUAGUAUAUAGAAAUGCAAUGGAUUUUUGCAUGCUUCUGUGUUCUGACACUUUGUAAAUUUUCGUUCUUCUAGAAAUUUCUGUACGUUCCUUUGUAUUUUCUAUAUAUACCACUUCAAAAACAUUCCCGUUGAUGCUGUGACAAAUCACCACAGCCUGAAUGACUUUAACAAAUUUAUUCUCUUAUAGUUCUGGAGGCGAAAUGUGUAAAAUGGAUCCAUAGCGCCGUGCUCCGUCUGGAUAUGCCAGGAUGUUAGCCACCUCUUGCUUUUAAUCCUGCAUCCUCUGUCUUGCUGGCCAGGUGAGAACUUUAGACUUAGAGUCUACAACAGAUGGUGACCGCAACGUGAUGGAAGAAAAGGGGACUCCGGGCUGAUGUGGACAAGGAGUCGACGUGGCCAGGAGGUGGUGCAACACAAGGACUGCAGGAUGCUGCGGAAUGAUCAAGGAGUUCCAAGAAAAAAAAUGCACGGGGUACAGUCUCCCUGACGAGCCCACGUGGGACGAUUGCCAGCAGCUUUGGCAGGUCCUGUUCAUGACUGAGUAAAGAGAAAGAAUCCUCAAUGAGGACUGAAAACUAGUUCUGGGCGCAGACGGGAAUCCCACCACCAACCAGGCUCAGAUAGAUGCCUCCUUCCCCUUAACUCGGCCCCAGUGGGAUUUCAACACGGCAGAAGGUAAGGAGAGGCUCCAGGUCUACCGCCAGACUCUAAUGGGGGGUCUCCGAAUGGCCGCUAGAAAGCCAACCAACUUGGCCAAGGUAGGAAAUGUACAACAGGGAAAAGAUGAAUCUCCGGCUGCCUUUUUAGAACGGAUCAUGGAGGCAUUCCGUACCUAUACCCCCAUGGAUCCAGAGGCUCCGGAAAGCAAGGCAGCUGUUAUCAUGGCCUUUGUAAACCAAUUGGCCAUAGAUAUUAGGAGAAAAUUACAGAAAAUAGAUAGACUAGGAGAAAAAAGUCUGCAGGACUUACUGGUGGUAGCCGAAAAGGUAUAUAAUAACCAGGAGCCUCCUGAGGACAAGCAGGCUCGCGCCAUGGCGGCUGCCAGCAGUAAGCAGACUCGAGACCUGGCCAGAAUACUAUUAGCUACCACUGCUGACUCCCCCGAGCAACGAGACCGCCAUCUCCGGCAGCUGACAGAUGACUCAAGAAAAGGUAAAGGAACCACCAAGGGGGGGAAGCAGAGGCUGCAGAAAGAUCAGUGCGCAUACUGCAAGGAGACAGGGCAUUGGGCCCGAGAUUGUCCGAAAAGGGCCGGCGGGAAGGGAAGCAAGACUGAUCGAGUAAAAGUCUUAGAGCUAGAUGAACUAAGUGAUUAGGGGAGUCGGGAUUUGGACCCUCUCCCCAAACCCAGGGUAACUCUUAAAGUGGAGGGGACCCCUGUUGUCUUCCUUGUCGACACCGGAGCACAACAUUCGGUCCUCCGCACCCCACAAGGAAAACUAGCCAGCGAGAAGUCCUGGGUACAAGGGGCAACUGGUAUGAGCCAGUAUUCAUGGACUACCCGAAGAACGGUAGAUUUGGGGACAGGUAGGGUAUCCCACUCCUUUAUGAUAAUACUGGAAUGCCCCUACCCGCUAUUAGGACAAGACUUACUGACCAAGAUUGGAGCUCAGAUAACUUUCAGACAAGGGGGGGCCUCAGGUCACCGAUGGCAAGGGCCACCCCAUCCAGGUCCUGACCAUGAAACUGAAGGAUGAAUACCGCCUCCACCAGGAGGCGCUCCCGAGAGAGGAUAAUAUAGACAGGUGGCUACAAGAAUUCCCCUCGGUUUG